This is a messenger RNA of Aptenodytes forsteri (emperor penguin), 2791 nucleotides long. RefSeq names its product fibulin 2 (gene FBLN2). The record is from RefSeq and is a predicted model, not a curated record. Gene Ontology annotation, biological process: extracellular matrix organization. NCBI's taxonomy places the organism in Eukaryota, Metazoa, Chordata, Aves, Sphenisciformes, Spheniscidae. The transcript is spliced from 15 exons. Gene Ontology annotation, cellular component: extracellular region. Gene Ontology annotation, molecular function: calcium ion binding; peptidase activator activity. Bases 64 to 2226 code for a protein of 720 amino acids.
UGUGGAGCUGGACAACAGUGGGCUAUAGACAACGGGGAGUGCACAGAAAUCCCUGUAAGUGGAAUGGAUGGUGAUAUUUGCAGAAUUGCUCAGAAGCAGUGUUGCGUCUCCACCGUAAAGGAGAACAGCUGCCUGGCUGGCAUGAUUGCUGCGAAGGAAGGAGAUGUGUGCGGACCAGAGGAAAGCGAUCCCUGUGGAGGAUCAUCAUAUAAGCAAUGCUGCGAUUGCUGUAAUCUGGGCCUGCGAUUAAGGAGUGAGGGGAAAACCUGUGAGUCCAACAUAAAUCUGGGCUACCCCUGCAGUCAUGUGAUGCUGUCCUGCUGUGAAGGGGGAGAUCACUUUAUCCAUCCAGAAAUAAAAAGGCAUCCUGAACCUUUACCAACAGUAACACCUGAGAAGGUUUCAGAGACGGAAGGUCACAAUGAAGCUUUGUCCAUCAGUAAUGAAGCUGAACUGUCAAAUAACCUGCCUGGAGAUGACCUGGAUGAAUGCCUUAUCUACGGUGGGGAACUCUGUCAGCAUUUGUGUAUAAACACUGUGGGGUCCUACAAGUGUUCGUGUUUUCCAGAAUUCACUUUGCAAGAUGAUGGAACCAGCUGCUCUCCAGAUCCUGACAAAGAACAGGUGACAAGGCUGGAAGCAGAAGCCACCAUCCCUUCAGCAGCCUCUCCUUCUCAGCCUCUUCUCAUCAUGUCCUUACAAGAAGAGCAGGAUAAGUGUAAAGAUAAUGGCCCCUGCAAGCACAUCUGCAAUAUUGUGGAAGGAAAUGUUGUAUGCUCUUGCUUGUCUGGAUAUACUAUCAUGGCUGAUGGAAUUUCUUGUGAAGACAUCAAUGAAUGCGUAACAGAUACGCACACCUGCCAGCGGAGAGAGCACUGCGUCAACACGAUGGGAUCAUUCAAAUGUCUCCAGGAAUUGAGCUGUCAGCCAGGUUAUGAACUUAAGGAUGGAGAAUGUGUUGAUAUUGAUGAAUGCGAGAGGGGAACUCAUAGUUGUAAAGUAAACUUCGUUUGUCAGAAUACAGAAGGAUCAUUCUACUGUGAGUCAAAGCAACGCUGCAUGGAUGGAUUUUUACAAGACCCUGAGGGAAACUGUGUUGAUAUUAAUGAAUGCACAUCUCUCCCUGAGCCAUGUAAACCAGGAUUCAACUGCAUCAAUACUGUUGGGUCUUACACCUGCCAAAGGAACAUGCUGACAUGCAGCAGAGGCUACCACUCCAAUGAGGAGGGAACCCGAUGCAUCGAUGUGGAUGAAUGUCAAACUGGUGUACACCGUUGUGGCGAAGGGCAGAUUUGUCAUAAUCUUCCUGGGGCUUAUCGCUGUGACUGCAAGAUGGGAUAUCAGUAUGAUGCGUUCAGCAGAAGCUGCAUUGAUAUAAAUGAGUGCUGGAAUUACCCCGGACGCCUGUGUCAGCAUACGUGUGAGAACACCCCUGGGUCCUACCAUUGCACUUGUUCUUCUGGUUUCCGCUUGUCCUAUGAUGGGAAGCAUUGUGAAGAUGUGAAUGAAUGCGAAACUAGUCCCUGCAGCCAGGAGUGUGCCAAUGUUUAUGGUUCCUAUCAGUGUUACUGCAGGCAAGGUUUCCAGCUAGCAGAAGAUGGCCAUUCUUGUAAAGAUAUCGAUGAGUGCACACAGAGUGCAGGCAUUCUUUGUACUUUCCGCUGCGUGAAUGUUCCUGGUAGUUAUCAGUGUGCUUGUCCUGAGCAGGGAUAUACCAUGGCAGCAAAUGGAAGAACCUGUCGAGAUGUCGAUGAAUGUGCAAUAGGAACCCAUAACUGUUCAGCUGCAGAGACUUGCUAUAACAUCCAGGGCAGCUUCCGCUGCCUGUCCUUUGAGUGCCCUUCCAACUACAGAAAAGUAUCUGACAUGAGGUGUGAACGAAUCAGUUGUUUUAAUUAUCUGGACUGCCAAAAUACCCCGGUGCGCAUUACCUAUUACCAGCUGAACUUCCAAACCAAUAUCGUGGUCCCAGCUCAUAUUUUCCGUAUUGGACCAUCACCUGCCUAUGCUGGAGACAACAUAAUCCUUACUAUCAACAAGGGAAAUGAAGAAAACUACUUCAGCACUCGAAGGCUGAACUCGUACACGGGCAUUGUCUAUCUUCAGCGACAAGUGAAAGAGCCUAAAGACUUUUUGUUAGAUGUUGAAAUGAAACUGUGGCGUCAGGGAACAUACACUACUUUUCUUGCCAAAAUUUACAUUUUCAUCACAGCUCAUGCGUACUGAAGCAUGUAUUGACAUUGGAUUUUAUUGGUGCUAUGCUCUUUAACUGUUCUACCAAAGCUUAAUACUGUUGAACUGGCAUUUAGUGUAUCUAGCCUUUAUAUUAUUUUUCUAUCAUUGCUUUAAACUUUUUUAUUGGUUGUGUAAAUUAAGUUAAUUUUUAUCUUUUUUUUUUUUGUUUUCUUACGCAAUUCUUUACAUCAUCAUUUGACAAUGAACGAAGGAAGGGUUAGAAAGGCAGUACAAGCAUUAUGUUAAAUGCUGGAACCUUUUCUUAGAAAUUAUUUUUAGGUUUAGUCACAUCUGCAGGGUAUUGCACUAGAGAGGAAAGAUGUUCACUUGGGAGUAUUGGUUUUUGCCACUAUGGGAAAAAAACCUUGAGCAAUUUCUCUUUAUUACACAAACUUAUGGUUUGGCUUAGCCACUGACUUUACUGAGGUUUCUCUGUGUUGAGAUGCUGUGUUGAAGGCCGUAUGUGUACACUGACGGUUAGCUCACCUCAUAUUACCGGUUUAUUUUCCUCCUUCCAACUUUCGUAAUAUGUUGCCUAAAAAUAUAUAUAAAUAAA